AUGAGGCAAGCUCCGGCGGUCUUUGCCGCCCCUAUUACUAAGUCUCCUCAAUGGGGAAGUUUAGAUCACACAGGAAGACUCUCCAGGGUCUCCGAAAAGGGGCAAGAUGCCAGCAAUCUGGACGUCAAACUCCAGCGGAGAGCCAUCGUGAAAUGUACAGCCCCCACCACUACCAACAACGUGCAGGGAGACCUGGCAAUGCCAGUGUGGCAGACAGUUGGAAGGCAGAGGACGGUAGAUGGCAGAACAAGAACUAGCAUCAAUGACAUUUUCCUCACUGAGCCCACCACAGAAAUGAGCUCCCUUCCUGUGCGCUCUCACAGCUCCUUGCCCUUGAACCUCACUUCACUGAUGGCUAUUUGCAGAGGAGUGAUUAAGUCGGUGAUUCACUUUAGGACGCGGUGCCCUCUGAAGCUGACUAAACACACGGGGCCCACGUUAGGCCCAGUACCAUGGAAGGAACUAAGGAUUAGUCACCGGCCCAAUGAAUGCAUCAGACACUCAGCUUCAGUUCCCAUGGCAACAGGGGCUAACGGUCUAGGGACUAAGGAUGAGACAAAGAGAAACGCGGAGAAACGUACGUGUUCUGUCUUCCUCUGA
Molecule: messenger RNA, 600 nt
Organism: Sapajus apella (tufted capuchin)
Lineage: Eukaryota; Metazoa; Chordata; Mammalia; Primates; Cebidae
Source: RefSeq, a predicted model, not a curated record